Molecule: messenger RNA, 987 nt
Organism: Populus nigra (black poplar)
Lineage: Eukaryota; Viridiplantae; Streptophyta; Magnoliopsida; Malpighiales; Salicaceae
Product: mitogen-activated protein kinase kinase kinase 1b-like
Exons: 4
Coding region: 1-987 (328 amino acids)
Biological process (GO): protein phosphorylation
Molecular function (GO): protein kinase activity; ATP binding
Source: RefSeq, a predicted model, not a curated record
AUGCCUUCUUCGAGCACAGAAGCUGCCUGUUCGUCAUCUUAUUCUUGUCCAGAUUAUGCGGACGCCUUUGCUCAGCAUGAAACAGGGUUGGUACAGACCUGGAGGCGGGUUAUUGAGGCAGCGGCCCAUUCUGCUGGAUAUGUUGCUCAAUGUAUCGGUGGAGUGUCAGGAUUAACAGCAAAUAUUGUUCAAACAAUACGGAAAAAGCUAGGUGCUGAUGUCUUCAGCAAUCCAGAGUAUCAUGACUCUGUUUUACAGUGUCUAGAGGAAAUUGCAAGGGGCAAUCACUACAAUGAUGUUAAUUCUCUUGCACUGAAGAUUAGUAGACGAAGACUUGCAAUUACAAAUUGGGAAAAGGGUGCUCUUAUUGGAAAAGGUUCAUUCGGAUCAGUAUACAAAGGAUCUAAUGAAAAGGGAUCAUUUUUUGCUGUGAAGGAAGUUUCGCUUAGUAAUAAAAAUAGUCUAGGCCCUCUCCGGAACGAGAUUUCUAUAUUGACAGGUUUGGAUCACGAAAACAUAAUUCAGUAUUAUGGAACAGACGAGGAUGAAGAAAUGCUUUAUAUGUUUCUAGAGCUUGGAAGUCAUGGCACCCAAAUGCUUUAUAUGUUUCUAGAGCUUGUAAGUCAUGGCACCCUUGAACAAGCAUAUAAGAAUUGCCCUUUCAAGGAAUCCCAAGUUUCUCAUUAUACUAGACAGAUAUUGCAAGGUCUGAAGUAUCUUCAUGGUUGUAAUGUGAUUCAUAGAGAUCUUAAAUGUGCAAACAUACUGGUGACCGAAUUUGGAAACAUAAAACUAGCUGAUUUUGGUCUGUCGAAAUGUAUGGAGGAUGGUCAGUCUUUGAAGCCUGGCUCGAGAAGUUCAUUAUGGAUGGCUCCGGAAGUUGCUAAUCCUAAAAGUGGCGGGUAUGAUUUUCGAGCUGAUACAUGGAGCCUUGGAUGCACUGUGGUGGAAAUGUCGACCCGAAAGUAUCCACAGUAUAAUCCUUAA